AUGCUCCAACCUUAUUUAUCAAUCCGUGAACUAAUUGGACCCCACAUUUGUUUUUAUGGGCUUGGACAACGUGGCACUAUCCCAGCCCUUAUGCUUCCUUGUGGCAUGGCAGCUAUGCACCGAAAGGGUACUACAGCUGAGCGAUUCGAUUCUCUCCAAGAUGAACCUAGCCCGAAUUUACUAACAUUGUUCCUUUCUCCUGGGGCGAGAUGGCCCAAGUGGUUAGAGCCCGAAUUUACUGACCGGAAGGUCCGUGGUUCGAAUCCGACCUCCGCCACUCGACUUUUCUUUACAAUAAAGCUUUCAAAUAAGUCGUGGUUGUACGGCAGUGAAGCAUCGGUGUUGAACACUGAUGUCAUGCUGUCGAUGAUGAUGAUGAUGGCUUGA
This is a messenger RNA of Opisthorchis viverrini, 387 nucleotides long. RefSeq lists its product as hypothetical. The transcript is spliced from 3 exons. NCBI's taxonomy places the organism in Eukaryota, Metazoa, Platyhelminthes, Trematoda, Opisthorchiida, Opisthorchiidae. The record is from RefSeq and is a predicted model, not a curated record. The coding region runs from base 1 to 387 and encodes 128 amino acids.